AUGGGCACUGGGAGUGGCAGGGGAACAGCAUCCGUGGCUGGGAGCGCUGGCAGCAACUGGGGAGCGGGAGCCAUUCUCCUCCUCUUCCGGCCAGCUGGGAGCACUGCUGUUGGAGUGGCCAUCAUGACAGAGGAUGAUGGCACUGGGACAGCCGAGGCUUCAGGCACUGGUUCUGGGGCAAUAAAGGCUUCAAGCGCUGGCUCUGGGAUGGAUGAGGCUUCAGGAACUGGCAAGUUGACUGUGGCAGUCGUGGGCGCUGGCUCAUUGGCCGUGUCAGGCGUGGCCGCUAGCUUGUUGGCCGUGGCUGGUGUGGGCACUAAACAUGGGUCAGAGGACUCUGCGGCGGCUGUCUCUCAGUGUAGAACGAUGGAAUGGGAGAUGCGCCAGAGGUCGUGGCUCUUUAAAUGGUUGGGAAUAGGCAUUGGCGUUCUUCUGCUUACUGCUGCCAGCAGAUGUCAAGAUUCAGAAGACUGGCAGUAUGAAGAGUGCAAGCUCUCCCGGACAGGCCCGCCUGCCACCAUUGUAGCCAUAGAUGAGGAGAGCCCUAACGGAACUCUUCUGGUGGAGAACAUGCAAAUAAAUGGAAGAGCAGAAGACCCUGAUCGCACCAUCUCUUUAUCCUUACGAGACAACCAUGACUAUUGGGUCAUCCUGGACCCGGUCAGAAAACGACUGUUUCUAAACAGCACUGGACGACUUCUAGACCGAGAUCCACCUUCCUACAUUCAGUCCAUUGUGGUGCAGGUUCAGUGUACUAAUGAGCUUGUUGGCACGGUGAUACUGCACGAGGUGCGGAUAGUUGUACGGGAUCGCAAUGACAACGCCCCACACUUUCAGCAGCCACGCUACUAUGUAGCAAUUAAUGAGCUAACACCUGUUGGAACCACCAUCUUCUCUGGUUUUACGGGGAACAACGGGGCUGUUGACAUCGACGAUGGGCCUAAUGGACAAAUUGAAUACACCAUUCAGUACAACCCCAAAGAUCCGAGCACAAACAGGACAUUCGACAUCCCCCUCACCCUGUCUGGAUCGGUGGUUCUGAGGGAGCGGCUGAAUUACGAAGAGAUCACACGCUACCUGGUCAUCAUCCAGGCCAACGACCGAGCUCCAAACCCAAGCAACAGACUUACUGCUACCACCACACUCACGGUGGAUGUGUUGGACGGAGAUGACCUGGGCCCAAUGUUCCUGCCCUGCAGCCUUGUAGACAACACCCGCGACUGCAAACCUCUCACUUACCGCGCCAGCAUACUGGAGCUCACAGAUCCAAGCCGAGUAAACCCUGUCAAUGUGACACCACCCAUUCAGGCUGUGGAUCAAGACAGAAACAUUCAACCACCGCCAGAUCGUCCAGGCAUCAUGUACACAAUCCUUAUAGGGAAACCUGCGUCAUAUGCGGAGUACUUCUUCCUGAACCGCACCACAGCUGAGCUCCGGCUUCUACGGCUCAUCAGCAGAGAACAACACCAGCAUUUCGACCUUGUCAUUAAGGCAGAGCAGGAUAACGGACACCCUCUCCCGGCAUUCGCUAAUCUCCACAUUGAGGUGCUUGAUGAGAACAAUCAAGUGCCGUACUUCCAGGUGUCCACUUAUCAUGGAUUCAUCUCGGAAUCUGCUCCGCUGGGCACAACAAUCUCGAACAAUGCCAAUCUCUCCACGCCCCUUGCCAUUAUCGCUCUGGAUAACGACAUUGAGGAGACGAAGGACCCAAUGGUACGCAUCUCUCUGGACAACUACAACAGCAUCUUUGCAGUGACACCCAGUGGGAUAGCACGCUACCUGACACUACUGAGGCCUGUGGACCGUGAAGAGCAGCAGAGUUAUGCCUUCACGAUGAUCGCUUCAGAUGGAGUUCAGGAGAGCUCUCCAGUCACUGUGAAUAUUACUGUGAUCGAUGCCAAUGACAACACACCCACCUUCCCCAACGUUUCAUACAGCGUCAAUGUGUACACAGACAUGCUGCUCGGGGACACAGUCCUACAGCUGACAGCAGUAGAUGCUGACAACGGUCCCAACGGGCUAGUAAGCUACGAAAUCCUGGCGGGGGAUCAGGGACACUUCAGCAUCAAUGACUGUACAGGGCUAAUCACUGUGGUGCCCGGUGUCAACCUGACCAUGGGCCGCACUUACGCACUAACCGUUAGGGCCUCAGACAAUGGCCCUGUGUCCCAACAAAGAAGUUCCAUCACGACAGUGUAUAUUGAGGUGCUGCCACCCAACAACCAGAGUCCUCCCCGUUUCCCUCAGCUUUUAUACAUCCUAGAGGUCAGCGAAGCUAUGAGAACUGGAGCCAAACUGCUCAACAUACAGGCAACAGACCGUGAAAGAGAUCCCAUCAUAUACACCAUCCUGAGCGGAGAUCCAAACAACAUCUUUGAAGUCUCCCAAAAAUCUGGACUGUUGUUGUUGGCAAAAACACUGGACAGAGAGAUCACGGAUAGCUACACGCUAACGGUCACAGCUUCCGAUGGCAAGCCAGAUGGGACUUCGACUGCUACGGUGAAUAUAGUGGUGACUGAUGUCAACGAUAAUGACCCAGUAUUCGAUCCACUCCUGCCCCUCAAUCUCACAGUUCAAGAGGAAGAGGCCAACGCUUUUGUGGGUCAAGUGAAGGCCACUGAUCUGGACUUGGGUAUUAACGGGCAGGUGCAUUAUCGACUGGUCAGUCACAAGGAUCUUUUCAGGAUCAGUACUGAUGGCAGCAUUUUCACCGCUGUCCCACUGGACAGAGAGGAGAGGGGGCAGUAUGAUUUAGUGGUAGAGGCUUGGGACGGAGCCAAAGACCCUCGCCGGACUACCGUCACACUCUCCAUCACAGUGCUGGAUGUGGAUGACAACAGCCCGGUGUUCUCCCAGUCUGUUUACCACGCUACACUGCCAGAGAACAGCCCAGUGGGCAUGGUCAUCCUCAAUAUCAGUGCACUAGACCCUGAUCUGAACGCAAACGUCACCUACCGCAUUAGGACAGAGGACGCCCGGGAGCUGUUUGCCGUGAACCCCCUCACUGGAGAGCUCAGGGUGCUUCACUCUCUUGAUUUUGAGAAUUUCUUACCUAAUGGGACAACACACAUGUUCGUAGUCGAGGCAGUGGAUGGUGGCAAUGGGAACAUGCCCCCUGGAUUAGCUUCCGUCAUCGUCACUGUAAUGGACAUGAAUGACUUCUCACCAGUAUUCACUCAGACACUCUACCGGGGAAUGGUGGCACCCAACGCAAUCAAGGGGACCGUAGUCACCACAGUGCACGCAGAUGACCUAGACCCACUGGGUACUGCGGCCAGUCGAGUACACUAUAAAGUAGAUCUGGAGCAGUUUCCUUACAGCACUAGUAUCUUUGACAUGGAGGAGAACUCAGGCAGUGUUCUCACCAAAGUCAAUCUCAACGAGGAGCCCAACACUAAAUUCAAUUUGGCAGUUAUUGCUUACGAUGAUGGGGAGCCGAUGAAGUUCAAUAAGAGUCUUGUGGAGAUCACUGUCCUGCAGCCGUCAAUCAUUCCUGUCUUCACACAGGAGGAGUACAGGUUCUCUCCGGUCAGUGAGAAUGCCCCCGUGGGAACAGUCACUGGAGUCAUCUUGGCAGCUGCCAUAAACCAGACCAUUGUCUACUCCAUCAUUGAAGGAAACGAAGGCGGUGAGUUCAUAGUGAACAACAUCACCGGAGUUAUCAGCACUGCUAAGCCACUGGACUACGAGAACAACAGCAGUUACGUCCUCCGUGUGGAAGCUGACUCCAUGAGGGUGGUUUCGUCUAACCUGCGAGCCCCGUCCAAAACCAAUACAGCAAAGGUCUUCAUCGAUGUUCAAGAUGAGAAUGACCAUCCGCCUGUGUUCACAAAGCCGCUUUACCUGGGUGGGGUUGCAGAGGAUGCAAAGACCUUCUCCUCUGUUUUGCAGGUCCAGGCUGUGGAUAAGGACACCGGGAACUACAGCGCCAUGCUGUACAGGCUGAUUAUCCCCCCAACAACUGACGGCAAAGACGGCUUUGUUAUUGAGCCGUUCACAGGCAUAAUUAAGACAGCCAUCAUGUACAGGAACAUGCGACGCUCCUACUUCAAAUUUGACGUGGUUGCCACGGACGACUAUGGCGAGGGACUCAGUAGCAGCGCCCAAGUGGUGGUGUCUGUGGUAAACCAGCUGGACAUGCAGGUGGUCGUAUCCAAUGUGCCGCCCACCGUAGUUGAACAGAACAAGGAUCAGCUGAUUAGGAUUUUAGAGCGCUAUGUCCAGGACCAGAUCCCUGGGGCUAAAGUAGUUGUAGAGUCUAUCGGGCCGCGACGUUUCGGUGAUGGUUAUGAUCAGGAGGACUACUCAAAAUCUGACCUGAUGGUUUACGCAAUCGAUCCUAUGACCAACAGAGCUCUCUCAAGACAGGAGCUCUUCAAGUUUUUAGAUGGGAAGAUAUUGGACAUCAAUAAGGAGUUCCAGCCCUACAUAGGUCGUGGAGGACGUAUUCUUGAGAUCCGCACACCGGAUGUGGUUGAAAGCGUGAAGAAGGCAGUUCAGUCUGUUGGAUAUACUGAAGGAGCCCUGCUGGCCCUGGCCGUCAUCAUUAUCAUGUGCUGUAUCCCAGCCAUCCUUAUUGUCAUCAUCACCUAUAGACAAUUCAAAGAACGGCAGGCAGAGUGUGCAAAAACAGCCAGGAUCCAAAUGGCUCUUCCAGCUGGCAAAACAGGAGGUGCUGCAACCAACAAUCUGUAUGAAGAACUCGGCGACAGCACUAUGAGAGGGUACGGCCAUCAGGAGCAACAGCAGUUGCUCCGGCCUUCUCUCUUGAGACCAGAGGAACUCUCUAUGGAGUCUGGCAUCGACCCGGGACAGGACUAUUAUACACAGGAUUACUAUAAUUAUGACCAUGGCCAUGAACUACCUCAUUAUGGAAGCCGGCGGAAGCUGAUCUCUCCAACAGGGAUGUAUGAUGAAUAUGGAAAGGUGGUAAUGGAAGAUGACGGCAGCUACUACUACAGCCCGCACGAAUCAGAGGGAGAGGUUGCCAGGCGACAAAGAAGUCUGGCUCCACCUACAGGUGGCGUUCCACCACAUAGGCCCCCUAGACUAGCUUUUGCACACCAGCUUCCAAGGCUUAAACAUCACCUGCCCGAGCCAGCAGAGGGCAGCACACACCCUCAUCACUCAAAGACUGAAUCUAAACUGAAAGCACCCAUAAAACUUGGCCAAAUGUUCGACAGAAUGUCUGGCCCUCAACCUCCAUUCCACUUACUGUGGAAGAACAACAGAAUAUUUCCUAAGGAGAAAGCAGAAAGUAACCAUGACCCCAAACCAGCCACGAUACAGCAUUCAAACAGUAGCAUUGUCAUUGACGGCAGCUAUUUCCAGACUAAAGAGGCAAUGCCUUCUGCCAAAACAAGACUUGGAAAGGUUUUGAGCCAGAUGAACAUCUUAAAAACAUUGCAGACUCAUAAGAACUCUCUAAGCAGCAAUAGUGGGACUGGAGACCAUGGGAGUAAUAGAAUCACCUCAAUCUCUUGGGCAGUAAGCGACUCUGAGAGGGAAUCACAGAGUAUCCCUAGUGAUAGUGAGGGAACUGACAGAGAGAGAAGUGGGGUCAAGGAAGAUGUCAUUCAACAGACUUACACUGGAAGUGCCAUGUCAUUCACACCUUACCAUUCAUACAGACUUCAAGGAGGAGCACAUAUGAGUUGUUUAGACUCAGAUGAUGAGCAAGACCAGAGUCCUGUUAACUCAGAUCGAGACAGCCAAACAAAAAUUGAGCUAGAUGACACAGAGAUAGAGUCAAAGACAGAAUCAGAGACAGACCAAGACAGUGAAACAGAGAUAGAACAAGAGUCAGACACAGAGAGAGUGUCAGUAACCGAAAACGAGUCAGAGACAGAGGCUGGCUCUGAAUCAGAGCAGGAGACUGGGGCUGCAAAGGAGUCAAGUUCAGAAAGUGAGGGAAGUAGUAGCAGAGAGGCUAGUGUCAAAUCCGAGAACAAUGGAACAACCAACCAAAAAGAGAAUGAUGAGGACAAUAGAGAAGACAAAGUGCAAUUGGAAGAAGGUGACUCUCAAUUUCCUAAAUCCCUUAGUCAUUCCUCAGAAAGAAGACGAGAUUCUAGCUUCCACAGCUUGAGCAGCCUCUCCAUGGCCAGCAUUAGCGCAACAAGAACUUUAGAGAUUGACAAACUCUCUCCUAUAGCUGAAAAUGAAGAAUGGGUAAGGACACCAGAGAGCAGUGAUAGCCCAGUUGAUGGUUCAGGCUCCGCAGAUGGAAGAAGAAACUUCAAAUUAGAUGAAGAGGUUGAGGAAUCCAAUUCAGAUGCUGUUGAGGCUGCCGAUGCUUCCUGAAAUAUAUUCUCAAAUGUUCAUAUGGUAGAAAAAAGAGGAUCAAGCUUAUUGCAGACCGUGAAUACGAGACCAGUUCAACUGGAGAAGAAAGUGCCCCUGAAUCGCACAGAAACUGGCAGUCAAAUGUAAACAGCCACAGCAACAUCAACGGCAGCAUC
Messenger RNA from Xyrauchen texanus (razorback sucker), 6461 nucleotides. RefSeq names its product protocadherin-15-like. The transcript is spliced from 40 exons. Gene Ontology annotation, biological process: homophilic cell-cell adhesion; sensory perception of sound; inner ear development. Lineage: Eukaryota; Metazoa; Chordata; Actinopteri; Cypriniformes; Catostomidae. Gene Ontology annotation, cellular component: plasma membrane; stereocilium. Gene Ontology annotation, molecular function: calcium ion binding. The record is from RefSeq and is a predicted model, not a curated record. The coding region runs from base 1 to 6303 and encodes 2100 amino acids.